Messenger RNA from Theobroma cacao (cacao), 774 nucleotides. NCBI's taxonomy places the organism in Eukaryota, Viridiplantae, Streptophyta, Magnoliopsida, Malvales, Malvaceae. The record is from RefSeq and is a predicted model, not a curated record.
AUGUCUUCCUUCUCUGCUUUCUUUUUCUUGACACAUUGUUUUAUUGUUGAAAUGGAUACUCGCAGAUGCAAGUCCAGCGGCCAAAUAGAAGGAUAAAGGCCUCCUCAGCUUCCAGGCGGAUGUAACACGCAAGACAGCUCUGCCUGCUGCGUAGAAGGCCAUCUUUACGAUAUUUACUAUUGUUCAUCGAAAGUGUCGAGCCGUACAAAGGCAAACCUGACUCUCAGAAGCUUUGAUCGUGGCGGAGAUGGCGACCUACCAUCCGAAUGCGACAAUCAGUACCACAAUGAUUAUGAACUUGUGGUGGCGCUUUCAACUGUAUGGUUCCGCAACGGAAAAAGAUGUAAUCAUUUUAUUAACAUCUAUGGCAAUGGAAAGUGGGUUACGGCUAAGGUUAUUGAUCAGUGCGAUUCCAGAGUGGGCUGUGAUGCUGCUAAUCUGUACGAGCCCCCUAGUGGUAACAACAUUGUUCGAACCACAGAAGCUGUCUGGGAUGCCUUGGGAGUGCCCCGAAGUCAGUGGGGUGCAAGGGAUAUACAUUGGUCUGAUGCAUAAUCUAUAAUGCAAAUCGGGGAAAGCUCUGCCUUUUAUUUUUCAUCUUUGAUAAACGGGGAAUUGUUAGCAAGUUAAAUUUGCCUGGUGAGUAUAGUGAUUUCAACCUCUUAAGCCUAGAAGCUCAACUAAAUAGGAAAAUAUCAAUCACUUAGGGUGUAGCUUAUUUGAGUAGCUUAAAGUAGCCUUCUUUUCCAAUUACGCAUUGAUCGUUUGAGAAUC